This is a messenger RNA of Cucurbitaria berberidis CBS 394.84, 771 nucleotides long. RefSeq lists its product as uncharacterized. Gene Ontology annotation, molecular function: nucleosome binding. Gene Ontology annotation, biological process: chromatin remodeling. Gene Ontology annotation, cellular component: Swr1 complex. The record is from RefSeq and is a predicted model, not a curated record. The transcript has a single exon. Bases 1 to 771 code for a protein of 256 amino acids. Lineage: Eukaryota; Fungi; Ascomycota; Dothideomycetes; Pleosporales; Cucurbitariaceae.
AUGCCGCACGUCGAAGUCCUCCCCAAUUCUUCCGCCGCAGUCGCACCAGGCUGGACGUACAUCGUAGAUAGAGGCUACGAUCCCUCCAAAGUCGCCAUCAACCCAAAGAACAAAAAGCGCGCCGCAGCAGCACCCGGCGGUCCACGGGGCGAGAAUGAACUCUCGGCGCGACAGCAGACGGCGAUUGCGAGACGGAUAGCGGAGCUAGAGAGGGAUAAUGAUCCGAAGCAAGUCAUUAGUAUACCAGGGAAGCCGAGUAUACCAAAGACACAGAAUGCGAGGAGGAUUAUACAGUAUCAACGCCAGAUCAAGCAUUGGCUUGACGAUGAGGAAGCGCAAAUUGCGCAACAUCAACAAGCUCCUCCGCCACGCAGCGCAGCGGCACAAGCCCUCAGAAGGCAGAGUGCUUUCCCGUCUAUAGCGACGACACCUCGAGAAGCAACACCAGGGUCCUCCUCACUCGUCCCAACAACAUCCCAGUCUGCCUCCCGCCUAGACACCGCAUUCGGCGACGACGCUCUCCUCUCCAUCGACCGCUCAAUGCCGCCGCCGCUUAAUCCUGCUGAGCUCGAAGCUCUUCUCGCUGUCCCACCUCUAUCCUAUGCUGCGAGCCAUGCUGCCCCGCCACCCGCGGGCGGGCCGCCGCAACGACAGUUCUGUGAUAAUUGUGGCUACUGGGGAACGGUCAAGUGUCGGAAGUGCGGGGCCAGAGUAUGCGGUUUGGAGUGUAAGGAUGCACAUGAGGCUACAAGGUGCUUGAAGUGGGCAUGA